CUUGAUAAGACACGUGAACUAGAUUUAAGCAAGAUUUCGGGCGACUUAUCGAUAAAUUAAAUGAGACAUUUGAAGCAUUUCGUAAGAGCAUCAGACAAGAGGGGACCGCUGUGGAUAAUGAUGAAUCAGUGGAAACGUCAGAUCCUAUAGGUGAUGAGGAACCUUCGGUGCAAGAUAAUCUUGAGGAACUGAAGAAGUCUAUUGAAAGCGAAGUUAUGUCAUUUUUGAAGGAGAAAGCCGAUGUUUUGAAUUUCAGCAACUCUUCUGGAACAUCAAUUGAGGCUAACGGCAAUUCAACAGCUCAGCUUGUCGAAAUUCAGUUGCAAUUGGCUACGGAAAGAGAAGAGAAAAAAAUCCUGGAGGAACAAUUGACAGCCUCAGACGCCAAUUUAAGAAAAGAAAUCUCGUCUCUUGAGGGUGAGGUUGCAAAGCUGACAGAGAAAGCGAAGAAGAAACAGGAAAGUUUCGUUCAGUUGCAAAACGAGAAGGAAAAUUUGUUCAACGACAAUCGAAAAAUCAUCGAAGAUUUAAAACUUGCGCACUCGAACGAAAUCAAGAAUCUUACUCAACAGGUCGAACAUUUUAGGAAAACCUUAGAUGCUGUCAAGAAGGAGCUUACGGACCUUCAACAAACGUCUGAAACAAAGAUAAACGAAUUAAAAGAAAGAUUACUGGUACAAGAAAAUCAGGCUUCAUCUAAUGUCGAGGAAACCGUUCAAGAGUUAGAUAAUGUCAGAAUCGAAAACAUAUCGUUAUCGGAACAAUUGCAGUCUUUGCAGGAGGCAUGUGAAUCUUAUCGCGUCGAAACUGAAGAUCAGAAGGCCAUGCUACUGGCUCUGCAGGAGAAAACAAAGGAUUGCGAACGCAGAGAAGCCAACUUGAAAGCGGAAAAGGAGAAAUUGAAAGAUGAACUGGGGGAAUCCAAAUUGAGUUACGAACAUUUGCGAAGACAGGCCGAUGAAACUAUGAACGAUCACCAACAAUAUAUACAACAAGCCAACGAUUCUGCUAAGUUGGCUGAGAAACGAAAGCAGAUGCUGGAUGAGUUGGCCAUCGAGCAGCAGAAGCUUGUUACUGAACAUAAAGAACAACUAGAAAAGUUAGAAACAAGUUUUAAGGAGGAUGCCAAAAGCAGUGAAGACGAGUUCAAGAAAACGAUCGAUGAUUUAAAGGCUCAGCUUCAAGGAGAAAAGAAAUUAAAGAAAGACCUGGCAGAAUCUCAACAACAGCUUGCAGACAUCACAACGCAACUGACCUCGAUGGAAAGCAAGAGUGGAUGGUUUGAAAGACGGUUGACGGAAACUGAGGAAAUGUUGAGUGACGAGAAAAAAAAUUACGCGGAAAAAGUCGAAGAACUAACCAAAGAAAGUGAAAUUCAAUUGAGCGAAGCGUUAGCGAAACAUGCGGUGGAAGUAGAGGAGUUGAACGAGAAACUUGAUGUAAUCAAAGCUGAGAAACUGGAGCAACAAAAUCUGUUAGAGAAAUUCAAACAAGAAAUCAAAGACAAAGACGUCGAAAAUGUGAUAGCAGGGAAGAGGGAUCAACUUGUGAAGGAUUUGAAAAGACAAUUGAAGAUCGAGCGAAAGAAAUCGGAGCAGCUGCAGCAGAGACUGCAGGAAGCUUGUUCAGAGAACAGAGCUCGAGAAAAUUUCGAGAAGCUUUACGAUGGAAAUGUUAGCAGAGAAAAUGCGCGACGGAAUAGUGGAGACUCGUCGAUGCUCAGCGGAUCUUCCGUCACGAACGAUUCUCAGGAUAUAUCAAAAGAACCUAGUCCAGACUCCCCAUUUAAAGUGGCGAGCGUCAGUGACGAAACUCUCGAUCUCAUUUCUCGCGUGGCUGACUUACAGCAGCAGAAAUGGCAACUCGAAGAGCGGGUUCGUCAUCUCGAGGAAAAUUCAUCAGCAAUGGCCGAAGAUUUGAUGAGGAAGGCGGCUGUCAUUCAACAUUACGCCAUGGAGGCGAAGAUCGAUGGAGGCAAAGACAUUUCUAGUCCACAUGAAUCAAACUUCAAAUCGCGAAUGAAAGGGACAUUUAACAUGGGGAAACAGGAGGUCAUGUUGAAGGAUAUAAACAAGAAACUUCAGCGAAUGUUGGAGGAAACGUUGAUGAAAAAUAUUGAAAUGCAGAAGGACAUGGACAUGUUGACGAAAAAUCAAACCAUGGAAACAUUGAAAGAUUUCAAAGAUGACACAGAUAAGACGUAGCAUUUAGUUAUCUUUUUUUUCGUAGUUCAGAGAGCUCGCUCUUUGAAAACAGAACCGUUGAACCAUCGAAAGAUUUGCCGCUUUUAACGCGGAACACAAGAUGGCAAAUCUUUUGAUUUUUAUGAUUUUGUUUUUGCCACUUAAUAACUAGGUUUCCUUUUGCUGAAUAUAGCUACCACGAUGCCCUUGAAGUUUUUACUCGAUAUGAGACGUUCGAAAAGCAUUUUGGUAGUUGUAUUUGGAUAGCGUAGGGAAAAACAGCUUUCGAAAUGCGGAAGGAACAUGAAAUUCUCAAACACGUGGCUAUGCCACUAUGCACUGCGUAAUUCGUUCGUCAUUUAGUAGCAACGAUUUGAAUGCAGAUUCUUUACAAUAAAAUGUCGAUGGUCGCCAUCGAGUGAUUAAUGAUAAAUCGCAAUAAUUGAAAUAAUUGUAUAAUAAUUCAAAUAGCAUUCUCAUUUGUACAAAAUCGUAUUGCAGGCAAUGAUCCAAACAGAAAUCUAUUCUCUUAAUUCACGCAUAGUAAUUUGUCAUUUUAAUAAACAAUUUUCAAAGAGAA
Messenger RNA from Xenia sp. Carnegie-2017, 2763 nucleotides. RefSeq names its product GRIP1-associated protein 1-like. NCBI's taxonomy places the organism in Eukaryota, Metazoa, Cnidaria, Anthozoa, Malacalcyonacea, Xeniidae. The record is from RefSeq and is a predicted model, not a curated record. Gene Ontology annotation, biological process: regulation of neurotransmitter receptor transport, endosome to postsynaptic membrane; regulation of recycling endosome localization within postsynapse; neurotransmitter receptor transport, endosome to postsynaptic membrane. Gene Ontology annotation, cellular component: glutamatergic synapse; extrinsic component of postsynaptic early endosome membrane; postsynaptic recycling endosome.